AUGACCUUCAUUUGUCGUUCAACAGACCAUCCUAAUAUCAAGAUCGGGGUAAUAAAAAUUAAGUAUGCACUUAAUAGUUAUGCAGAUCUUGCAUUUUUGAUCCCAGGAGGUUGGAAUGCCAGGGAUCCGCCCCUGCAAAAGUUUCUCAUCUUUUUUGAUGACAUCCAGGAGGCCAUCAAUGCAGCACAGUACCUUCGCAAGCAUCUACUGGUCGAGUGCAGCAAUAAGAUCAAAUGGUUCAACUCUGAUAUGAUGAGUACUUACAAGGAAGUGGAGCUUGACAACCUCAUCUCAAGUGAAACAUGGGGACUCUGUACGACUGACUCAUUCAGGAUGGGCAUGGAUGUUCCUGAUAUUCAGCUUGUAAUACAGUGG
Messenger RNA from Suillus subalutaceus, 375 nucleotides. RefSeq lists its product as uncharacterized. The transcript has 2 exons. The annotation marks the transcript as partial. The record is from RefSeq and is a predicted model, not a curated record. NCBI's taxonomy places the organism in Eukaryota, Fungi, Basidiomycota, Agaricomycetes, Boletales, Suillaceae.